This is a messenger RNA of Eimeria maxima, 1986 nucleotides long. Its product is annotated as mRNA polyadenylation-related protein, related. Gene Ontology annotation, molecular function: ubiquitin protein ligase activity; single-stranded DNA binding; zinc ion binding. Gene Ontology annotation, biological process: protein monoubiquitination; DNA damage tolerance. Bases 1 to 1986 code for a protein of 661 amino acids. NCBI's taxonomy places the organism in Eukaryota, Apicomplexa, Conoidasida, Eucoccidiorida, Eimeriidae. The transcript is spliced from 4 exons. The record is from RefSeq and is a predicted model, not a curated record.
AUGGCAGCGACUACGGACGUGUUGCGCUGGCGGCUGCGGGGCUCUUCUACGAGCACAACGCCUGUUGGUUUGGCUCUUCCCGUGUCGUGCGGGGAGCUGCGUGUACACCUGAAGGAGCAGAUGGGUGUUGCUGCACUAACAGCCAUUGAUUUGCUGCUGUCUCUUGAGGGAGCUGCGGAUGACGUGCUGCCUGACAGCAUGCUGUUGCACCAGCCUCUGUGCGUUCUUGUGCAGCGGAAGCCUGCUGCUGCUGCUGCUGCUGCAUUGAGCGAGGCGGAGCUCAAGUACCAGCGGCAAAUGCAGGAACAGCAGCAAAGGCAGGAGCAGCAACAGCAGCAACAGCAACAGCAGCAGCCACCAAACUCGCAGCUGCAGCGGAUAACAACAGCGAGCCGAGCAGCCGCUGCAGCUGCCGUUGCAGCAGACGGCGUUGGGCCGGCUGUUGCUGUUUCUUCCGCGGCAGCUGCUGGCAGCAGCGACAGCAGCACUGGUCUUGUAAGCGAUGACUACACCCAGGGAGCAGCAGCAGCAGCAACAGAGGAAGAGCGGCUGCUUUUGCAGGCAGUUAUGGAUGUUCAUGACUCUCGCAAGGGCUUCCUACGUGCAGACAGCACCAGCAGCAGCAGCAGCAGGAGGGGGCCUGGAAGCCACAACCUGAUGUGGGUAAGGAAUCAAGAUGAAGGCAGCAACGGCAACAGCAGCAGCAGCACAAAUUAUUAUCGCGGUUAUCCUGGAGGCAAUGCUGCGGCUGCUGCUGCUGCUCGCCAGCAGCAGCAUGUAUCAUACUACCAGCAGCAGCAGCAGCAGCACUAUGCAGCAGCAUCAACAGCAGUUUCUGCUGAUUACAUCUGCCAUAUGUGUGGGGAGAUGGGCCAUCAUAUCAAGAAUUGCCCAAAGUCUUCCGAUGCAAAACAGCAAAAAAAGAUCAGACCCGCAACAGGAUUGCCAUCGUCGUUUUUGCGAGACAUUUUGCCUUCUGAAAUACACAAGUACCAGGAAGUGUACAUAAAAAAGGACGGCAGUUUUGCGGUGUUGAAGACAGCAGCGAUAGGGGGGUUGUCUCUGUUGGGAUCGUCUUUAGAUUCUCGUAUCCAGCGACAUGUGGGGGGAGCGGCACAUCUUAAGUGCGGCUGCUGCAACUCCAUCUUUAAGGCACCCACACUGACACCGUGCUGUGGGGAGACCUUCUGCAGAGCAUGCAUUGUGCUGUAUUUGCAGCAGCAUCCUGCUGCUCCUAGUGCUGCUGCUGCUGCUGGAAGCAGCAGCGCAACAGCAGGUGGACUGGCGGGACACUGCCCGGGGUGUAAUGCUGCUAUUGCUGCAGCAGACUUAGCUGCUAACACGGUGCUGCAGCAGAGUGUUGACACUGUUACCUGCAGCAAUACCACUCGCUGGACUUGGCAGCAGCAGCAGCAGCAACAAGACGCAGCAGCAGCUGGUCCUGCUGCUGCAGCGAGUGUAGUUAAGAACGAAAAUCCUCAGCCGGGAUCAAUUGCUGAUCUGCUAUCUAGGAGAUCCGUCUCCUCGGAAACAGGUGAAGACUCAAAAGCAGCAGCUGCGACAUCAGCAGCAGCAAUGGCAGCAACGGCAGAAACAGCAGCAGCAGAAAGUGCAGCUGCAAAUGGUGAGCCUACGUCCCUUUUUAAGGUGAAGGAGGAACAAACAGAUGCCUCACUAACACCAGCUGCAUCCGCUGCAGCAAAAGCAGCUGCGACACGGACACAACCCGCGUCUUUGCUACAAGCGAAGAAAGAAGAACCGGACCCAGUACCCAGGACGCCAGCAGCAGCAGCAACAGCAACAGCAGAAACAGCAACAACAACGGCAUCACAAAGCGAAGAAGAGGCACUUCCGGAUAUAAGUGAUUUGCUGCAUUUCAAUAUUCCAGUGGAGCAAAUCAUGGAGCAGCACCGCAUAGCAGAAAUACAAAUCAAAGCCUACAGAGAGAAACGAAAGGCAGCUGUGGCUUUGGAGACAGCCUCCUGA